AUGGUCUACAAUCAAAUUAAGGUGCAGAUAACUUCACAGGGAAUUGAUAAGCAUGUUUCAGACAGAGGCCUAACUGCGGCCCAAAAGAAGGAAGCACAUAAUAGUCCUCUCAGCAGGGUAAGUGCUAAGAAAACAUCAACCCACUCCCAGGCCUUCACGUGCACUCCUCUGCGAGUCCAGGAGAGGCCACUUACCUCUGCAGGGACAACCUACAAAGACAGAGAUGGGGUUAUACCAGGUGAAGUCAUUCAGGGUCUCUGUGGAAAAUUUCUCCCAAUCCAGCUGGCUGUCUCCAGCCGAAUUGGCCGUGCUGGUGCUGCAAAGGCAGUGAGUGCCAAGGACCAUUCGGGCAGCACCUGGACGUGUCACAGGCCGAAGCAGCCAAGUGGAGAAGGUGGUAGGCAGGAAAAGCAAGUCAUGUUUGCUCUUCCGUGUGUUGUGGGGGAGUGGAGUCAUUGGAGUGGCUGUGCAGAACAGUGUCAUCCCGGUCUGCGAAUACGCAGGCGCUACGUACAACAGGAACCUAAAAAUGGUGGGGAACCUUGUCCGGCUCUGGAGGAGAAGGCUGGCUGCCUGGAAUACCUGACUUACCAGGGGGAGGACUGCGGCCAUGAACAUGUCCCUGCUUUCAUAACAACCUCUGAAUACGGUAAAGAAAGAAAGCGACGAGCAGUAUCUUCUCUCUGGCCUUCAGACAAAGAAGCAGCUGGAUACUGUGUGGAGUUUAGAACAGAGUCACUUUCACACCACUGUGCUUUGGAGAAUCGGCCAUAUGCUCGCUGGAUGCAGUACCUACGUGAAGGACACACUGUGUGCGUUGCCUGCCAGGCUCCAGCUAUGAACAUCGACACGCAUCGCUGUGCUGGGGAUGGCCAUAAUGCAGAUGGAGGUAAAAUCUUACACUGGGAAGCAGUUGGCAACUCUCAGUGCCAAGGAACCUGGAAGAAGAUUCGGCAACUGGAACACUGUUCAUGUCCCCUGGUGCAUAGCUUUAUUUUUACAUAAAAGUUUAAAAGACCUUUAAAACAGCAACAACAAAAAGAUUGAGAAUAUUAACAUCAAUGCCAAGAAAUCUACAUCUUUAUGCUGCAUUUUCUGGAGCCUAAACAAAUUUUAAAGGAGUCAGAACUUUAGAAGAAGCAUUUUGGGAAACUCUCUCUGCCUUAAUACAAAAUGCUAAGACUGAUUUUCUAUUAGAACACUAGAAGCAUGUUUCCAUGUUUCUCUUUGGUAAUUAAGAGCUAAUAUUUCUAAUCAUAGUGGUUGCUUUUCCUGAAGUUCGCAUUCUCUACUGGCCACAGCCCUGUCUACAGGCACUGCUCCUACUCAGUAGCAAGCCAGCCAAACAUUCUCAAGUCUGAUGAUAGUUACUGUCAUCACUGAAUAGCAAGAGUAAAUAAAAAUGAAAGUUUGAGUGUUAAAACCAGAUUUCAGUUUAGAUCCUUGAUUCCUUCCCAGCAUCAUCUAGACAGUUGUUUAUACUACAAGUGCGUAAGUAUUCUUCCUCUACAUUUCAGUUCUCAUGUUCACCCACCUUCAUAGGUGACUCCACAGUCAGUGUUAAGGAAGUAGACUUCCCAGAACUUCAUGUCACUAUUACACAUGAGCAUUUUUAACUAGUAAUAAGGAACUUUUUUAAUAUUAGCCAAGGUUCAUCUGCCAUAAAGUUCACACUAUGUAUUAGGCUUCACAUUAAAGUCAUCACCUGAACAACUUUGCUUACAUAAAUGUUUUAUACCUAUUACUAUUCUGUUUCACGUUUUAGGACAACAACACUGCUGGACACUUUGAGACUAAAAUAAGUUGUUAUUCUGGAAAGCUAGGCUAGGUCAAUCCUGCACAAUGUUCUCCAUCGGUCUUUUAACAUGACACUUGUUCGGUUGUCGAAGUUACCAUGGGCCAAAAUUUUAGCCCAGUUACCCACUCCGAACAUCUUUACUCCUGAUUUCAGUUCCAAGUCUUCUUUGUAAGUCCAUCGCUAGGGGAAGAACAGAGAAAAAUACUGGAUAUGUGAACAGAGAAAGCUAUUAAUGUAAAAGCUAACCUUACAGCAAACAUAAAAGCAAGUUUUCAUACUGCUCUCUAGUUAUUACAGAGUACAGGUGUCAGAGGGUGUUUGUUUUCAAACUUGAAUCUGAAUCUUGAAACUAAAUACAACAACAAAGGUUAUCAAGUCAAGUUUUACAACACAUUAGCAGAUAUCACCUGGAAAGAGAACAGCAUGCUUCAA
Molecule: messenger RNA, 2230 nt
Organism: Manacus vitellinus (golden-collared manakin)
Lineage: Eukaryota; Metazoa; Chordata; Aves; Passeriformes; Pipridae
Gene: SBSPON
Product: somatomedin B and thrombospondin type 1 domain containing
Exons: 6
Coding region: 1-1005 (334 amino acids)
Source: RefSeq, a predicted model, not a curated record